UAAUGACCCAGAUAAAUCUGGCUUUACUGCGCAUGCGCGUUAACAAUUUCCUUUUCCCUGGAACUGAUAGUGUUGUUAUCCAGUGAUAUUAGUUUUUAUCUUUUCGGACUGUUUUUGCUCAUAAAGAGGAUUUCGAGUGUCUUUUAUGAGUAAUCAAAGGCAGCAGAAGCCUACGCUAACAGGCCAGCGUUUCAAAACCCGAAAAAGAGAUGAAAAGGAGAGGUUUGACCCUUCCCAGUUUCAGGAAAGCAUCAUACAAGGUCUGAAUCAAACUGGCACUGAUCUGGAAGCUGUUGCAAAAUUCCUUGAUGCCUCUGGUGCCAAGCUUGACUACCGCCGCUAUGCUGAGACACUAUUCGACAUCCUGGUGGCCGGUGGAAUGUUGGCCCCAGGAGGGACACUGUCAGAGGACGUGACACCCACCGAGUUCUGUCUCUUCAAAGCGCAAGAGGACAUGGAGACCAUGCAGGCAUAUGCACAGGUCUUUAACAAGCUCAUCAGGCGCUACAAAUACUUGGAGAAAGGGUUUGAGGAGGAGAUUAAAAAGCUGCUGCUGUUCCUCAAGGGCUUCACAGAGUCUGAACGCAACAAGCUGGCCAUGCUAACGGGGAUUCUGCUGGCCAACGGCAAUCUCUCUGCAUCCAUUCUCAGCAGCCUCUUCAAUGAGAACCUAGUCAAAGAAGGUGUUUCGGCAUGCUUUGCGGUAAAACUCUUCAAAUCCUGGCUUUCUGAAAAGGACAUCGGCUCUGUUGCCACCAGUCUCCGAAAGGUUGGCAUGGACAACAGGCUCAUGGAACUGUUCCCUGCCAACAAGCGCAGUUGUGAGCACUUCUCGAAGUACUUCACAGACGCCGGGCUCAAGGAGAUUUCGGACUUUGCCAGAAACCAGCAGUCCAUCGGUGCUCGCAAAGAACUGCAGAAAGAGCUUCAGGAGCAGAUGGCACGUGGGGACCCUCUCAAAGAUAUCAUUGCCUACGUCCGUGAGGAAAUGAAGAAGAACAACAUCUCCGAGCAAACGAUGAUUGGACUAAUCUGGUUGAGUGUAAUGAGCUCUGUGGAGUGGAACAAGAAGGAGGAGCUGGUCACAGAACAAGCCAUCAAACUUUUAAAGCAAUACAGCCCACUGUUGAAGGCUUUUACCUCCCAGGGCCUCUCUGAACUCACUCUCCUGCUGAAGAUCCAAGAGUACUGCUACGACAACAUACACUUCAUGAAGGCCUUCCAGAAAAUUGUUGUUCUUCUCUACAAAGCGGAUGUCUUGAGUGAGGAGGCAAUUCUGAAGUGGUACAACGAAGGACACGUCGCCAAGGGAAAGAGCGUUUUCCUUGAGCAGAUGAAAAAGUUUGUUGAAUGGCUCAAGAAUGCAGAGGAAGAGUCUGAGUCCGAGGAAGAGGAGGCAGACUGAGGACCUCAAGCUGAACUACCAUGUUGAUUUGUAUUUUUACAUUAACAUAGCACCAGAUGCAGUAGAGAGAUUUGUUACAGAAGUCUGUCUAUAAUUAGUUUUUUUUUUUUUUCCUUUUUUCUAUUCCCUACCUCCUCAUAUCUAGUUCAACUGUAAUGUAAGGGCUUUAAUAUUGCUUUUCUUUUCAACCCGUUUUCUGUCUGUCUGAAUUGAAUCUGAAUGAAGUACUUGUUAGUCUUCUUCACACUCCUUCUGGAAGCGGUCACAGUGCCACAUAUAGCUAAAUGAAUUGACAACCCCCUUUUCCUGUAACAAAAGGGGGGCUGUUUGUUUGGAUAGAUGGGUCCCUUUUAAGAAUUAGCCAGUUUGGAGGCAUAUUUCACAGCUGUUGUAUUAGUCAUGGAACUCUUUCUUCACCAGAGGUCCAUCUGUGUAGCCAUGAUAUCUUGGUCAACUGAAAGGCAAACUGUUUUUUUUUUAAACUCGUUUCACAUCUCUGCCAAUUACGUGACAACUUUAUUUUUUUUUUCCUUCUUUUUUUUUCUGCCAGUAUUUAGAUCUCCGUAACCAGAUGGAGAUGUGCCAUUUUCAGACACUGAAUUGUGAUGGUUUCAAAAGCCCCUUAUAACAAACUUCAGUUGUUCUACACAUCUUAUGUAACAGAACCAUGUUAGCCUUUUUUUCCUUUACCAUACAGAUUGACUUUUUAAAAUAAAUGGAAAUUAAUGGUUUUCA
Molecule: messenger RNA, 2140 nt
Organism: Acanthopagrus latus (yellowfin seabream)
Lineage: Eukaryota; Metazoa; Chordata; Actinopteri; Spariformes; Sparidae
Product: basic leucine zipper and W2 domain-containing protein 1-A
Exons: 12
Coding region: 146-1405 (419 amino acids)
Cellular component (GO): cytoplasm; membrane
Molecular function (GO): protein binding
Source: RefSeq, a predicted model, not a curated record